This is a messenger RNA of Tarenaya hassleriana, 1440 nucleotides long. Its product is annotated as peptide chain release factor APG3, chloroplastic. NCBI's taxonomy places the organism in Eukaryota, Viridiplantae, Streptophyta, Magnoliopsida, Brassicales, Cleomaceae. The transcript is spliced from 15 exons. The record is from RefSeq and is a predicted model, not a curated record. Bases 15 to 1325 code for a protein of 436 amino acids. Gene Ontology annotation, cellular component: chloroplast. Gene Ontology annotation, molecular function: translation release factor activity, codon specific. Gene Ontology annotation, biological process: thylakoid membrane organization; translational termination; chloroplast organization.
CGCCUCAUCAUCAAAUGCUUUCUUAUCCGGCAACUCGCGCCUGUUCACUUCCGGCAUUCACUGGUGCUGCACAAACGAUGAACUGGUCGACGACAACAAGUCCAAUGGCUCGAGCCUUCCUGAAUCUUCACUGUCUUCCGUUAAAUUUCCGGUGGAGACAACCCCCGAACGAAGGAUGUGUAGUGUUGAGACCGCUGUCUCCGGGUCGCCGGGCUCGGCGACUCGUCUGCAUGGCGGAGCCUUACCUCAUCACGAAGCUGGAGUCUGCUGAGAAGACAUGGAAAGAGUUAUCGGUGAAACUAGCUGACCCGGACGUGGUUUCCAAUCCGACUGAAUACCAAAGGCUGGCACAGUCCAUGGCCGAGCUUGACGAGGUUGUGACAACCUUCAGAAGAUUCAAGGAUUGCGAGAAACAAUUAGAAGAAACUAAAGCUUUGGCGAGCGAAGAUGGAGAUGACCAAGACAUGGCUGAAAUGAUAGCAAAUGAAAUUAAUUCGUUAUCGGCAGAAAUUCAGGGGCUCGAAAAGAAACUUAAGUUGAUGCUACUUCCUAGCAAUCCUCUAGACGCCAGAAACAUUUUACUUGAAGUGAGGGCAGGAACUGGGGGUGAUGAAGCUGGAAUUUGGACUGGUGAUCUUGUGCGGAUGUAUCAGAAGUACAGUGAGCGCAACUCUUGGGCGUUUUCUCUAGUUUCAUGCUCAGAGGCUGAAAGAGGGGGUUACAAGACCUAUGUGAUGGAGAUCAAAGGAACCCGUGUUUACAGCAAGUUAAAAUAUGAAUCUGGUGUUCAUCGUGUCCAGCGUGUUCCGCAGACAGAAACACAGGGACGUGUACACACCUCAACCGCAACUGUAGCCAUCAUGCCCGAGGCUGAUGAAGUCGAGGUGGAGAUUGAUCCAAAGGACAUUGAACUUACAACGGCAAGGUCUGGUGGUGCUGGAGGGCAAAACGUCAACAAGGUCGAGACAGCAGUUGAUCUUUUCCACAAGCCAUCAGGAAUUCGCAUUUUCUGUACAGAAGAAAGGACCCAACUUCGAAACAAAGCCCGUGCUUUCCAGCUAUUGAGAGCAAAACUGUAUGAAAUGAAAGUACGGGAACAACAGGAGCAGAUAAGGAGUCAGAGAAAAUUACAGGUCGGGACUGGCGCUCGUUCAGAAAAGAUAAGAACGUACAAUUACAAGGACAACAGGGUGACUGACCACAGGCUAAAGAUGAAUUUCGAGCUCACAUCAUUUCUUGAAGGUGACAUAGACAAUGCUGUUCAGGCUUGCUCUUCUAUGGAACAACAAGAACUCAUGGAAGAACUCGCUCAGUCCGUUGCCUAAUAUCCCUUUUACUUCAAAUCAUUUUUUGUUAAAUCAAGAACUUAAUCCCUUGCCGUUGAAUUGGUUUAUUAAGAUUCUUAUUCUGUGAAUAAAUUGAUGUCCUCACUGCAUGUAA